Oppiella nova is the source of this 1731-nucleotide messenger RNA. Lineage: Eukaryota; Metazoa; Arthropoda; Arachnida; Sarcoptiformes; Oppiidae. The record is from the annotation of a GenBank genome assembly.
AUGUCUUUGUCGUGGAAGUCGUUGAAUGUGAACAAAGCCAUAGUCAGUGUCAUAAAGAAGUCACUGAAGUUCAAGAGGAUGACAGCGGUUCAGUCGGCGGUCAUCCCUCUGUUUGUGGCCAACAAAGACUGUGCCGUCGGAGCCGUCACCGGAAGUGGGAAGACAUUGGCGUUUGUGAUACCAAUCAUUGAUAUACUGUUGAGGAAAACCACGAGUGAUCAGAUGAGUGACACGGACGUCGGCGCCAUUAUAUUGAGUCCCACCCGAGAGUUGGCUCAACAGACAUAUCAAGUGCUCAACCAUUUCAUUGUCGACAACCCAUCCAUUCCUCUGAAGGGAAUGCUAUUAAUUGGCGGAACAAAUGUGGGACAGGAUGUCGAGCGGUUCACCACUAAUGGCGCCCAUAUAGUGGUCUCAACUCCGGGACGUCUGUGCGAUAUGUUCUCCAAAUGCGAUCUCUUCGCCAGUCGUGUCCGCAAAUGUCUGGAAGUGUUUGUCUUAGACGAGGCCGACCUCAUCCUUAGUCUCGGGUUUGACACCGCAUUGAAUACCAUUUUGUCUUAUUUGCCAAAACAGCGAAGAACUGGUCUUUUCUCUGCGACACAAACCAAGAAAUUGGAUCAAUUGAUUAGAGCGGGUCUUCGGAAUCCAGUCAAAGUUGAGAUCAAAGAGAAAACCACCGAACAGUCGACUGCCGAAGAAUGUCUUCAAAUGCCGCAAACUCUGCAAAACAGUUACGUGUGUCUCAAGUCAUGUGAGGAGAAGUUGGCGUUUGUCAUACAGUUUGUGAGGCGCGACCUGAACGCCAAAUACCUGGUGUUCACGUCUACCUGCGCUCAAGUGAACUACUUCUCGAAACCCAUCUCCAAAUUCAUUCAGAAAAAGGCCAAAAGUUUUGUUGUUUUAAAAAUUCACAGAAAACUAAAGAAAAGCCGACAAAAGAUUUUCGACGAAUUCAGAGAAAGCAAAAGCGGUUUACUUUUGUGCACUGAUGUGAUGAGCAGAGGCGUUGAUAUACCACAAGUCGAUUGGGUCUUACACUUGGAUCUGCCCAACACUAUCGAGGAUUACGUGCACCGAUGCGGUCGAAGCGCUCAUCAAAUGGGAGUUAACGGCAAUUCUCUGGUCAUUGCGUUACCCAAUGAAACACAAUUCAUUGAUUUGUUGCAAUCAAAGGGAUUAGAAGUGAAUCCAUUUGACGAUUCUCUUACUGUCGACUCAACUCUCAAACAAAAUAUCAUUGAUUUCGUGAAAAGAGAGUCGAGAAGAGAUCAAAAUUAUUACGAACUCGGAAUGCAAUCAUUUGUUUCAUUCAUUAGGACUUACAGUUCAAAGCACUGUAUGUCCAGUAUUUUGUAUAAGAAGUUAGAUAUCAAUGAUUUAGCCAAUGGUUAUGCAUUGCUUAAAGUGCCAGUUAUGCCUGAAUUAAAACACAGACCCAGAGGUAAAACAGUGUUUAAUACCUGUGCGGAAGAUAUAAGAAUAGCCAAAAACUUUAAGAAACAAAGCUUUUUAGCAAAAGAAUCGUCCGAAAAGGUGGAUAAAAGGCCCGUAAAAGUGGUGUCAAAAAAUGCUUCACGUAUUAAAAAGUGUAAAUUGAAAGGAAAGCGCAAAAAGGAAUUCAUCGAUGAGUUAGAUCUGCAAGAGUUGGCCGAAGACUCGAGGAUUGUUAAGAAACUCAAGAAAGGCAUCAUUUCUUCGCAACAAUUCGAUCAACACUUCGGCCUUUAA